UUACACGUGUUAACCUUACGGACGGUUCUGCAUACUACGGACAAUUUCUUAAAUUUUACCCAUCUGGAAAGUAUUAUUCGACAUCUGCAAGUUUGGAAUUCUAUUUAUUUGUUCCCACAUCCACAAUGGUAUCCAAGAAAGGAAAUAAAGCAUCCCAAACGUCUAGUAGACCAGUGCUGCAAAUUAAAAACAUCCACAAGAAGUCUAGUCAGACUAAAGAAGAAAAGGCUCUUCAGAAAAAGAUAUUGAAGAAGGGUUUGUCAAAAAAGGGAAAAAUUCCCAUUGGUAACAUAGCCCUUGAAAAAACCAAUGCUGGAGCAUUUGAGGAGAAGAACAAGUCAAUCCAGAGGAAAUUCAAGAAGAAGCGAAGAGGAGCAUAUAAAGCAGGAGACGGCCCAGGAAUCGUUUGUCUUACCAACUUACCACAUGGUUUUUAUGAAAAAGAGUUGAUGCUGUACUUUCAACAGUUUGGUGACAUCAAACAUUCAAAAGUUGUUCGUAGUAAACUGACUGGAAGAAGCUGUGGCUAUGCUUACGUGGAGUUCAAGGAAGGAGUCGUUGCCAAAAUUGCAGCUGAGACUAUGAACAAUUAUCUAACAUAUGGGAAGAUAAUUAAAUGUAGGCUCCUUACGUACACCAAAAAAAGGUCAAAGAAAAUAUUUGGUGAAGAGUCAUUUCUUCCUGAAAACUGUCCAAAAGUUUUAAAUAGAAGAAAAGCCAUUAAAACUUUGAAUGCUACUCGCAGCGCGAAACAAAUACAGUCAAGGGCAGUGAGAGUUAGACAAAAUUUUGAUAAAAAGCUAAAGAUGCUCCAGGAGCUUGGUGUGAAUUUGGACCUUGAUAUGGACACUGGAAACUUAAAAAUUGUUAAAAAUGAAGUUUCUGCUGCUAUGAAAAAAGAAAAACCUGUUCCAUCAGAUGAUGAUGGAAGUAAUUCCGCUGGUUGUAAAGGUAAGAUCAUUUUUGAAGCAGAUCAGAGUGAUGAUGAAAUUAUUUUGAAAACUCCCCCAUUUGCAAAAAAGAAGUUUGUGAAAAUUACCCCUUCAUCACCUGCAGUUAGAGUUAGUGGGAAAUCAAAGGUAACUGAAGCAACCCCUGCAGAUGACACUCCAAAGUCUGUCAAACCCACGAAGAGUCCAAAAACACCCAAAGUGAAUAAAGCUAGGACACAAAUGUCAGCGUCCGAAAAAAAAAUUGUGAAAAAGAGGAAGGUAUCACAAGUUGAUGUUGAAGGAAAUAACUCUAGAAAACAGAAGCGGUUGUCCCUGUGAGGAAAUGGUUCAAGUACUGUGUGUAUUAUAUAAAAACCAGUAAUGUCAGUUCAUUUAGCUUCUGUAAUAUUUUCUACAGUAGUCUGGCACCUUUUUAUAAAAAUAAAUAUAAAAUGUGCCACAAGCUUGUACAUUAUUUUUGUCCCUCAAAUGAAUUUCAACUACCCUGCUGCAGUAUUGCAGGCUAUUUUUUGUGUAUGGUCAUAUUUUUUUAUUGGGUUUGCAUGGUUAAGUUAUAAUUACAGUGCUUAAAAAGAAGUUUGCAAGUUUGGUUCUGAAGCUAGUUUAAUCUUUAUUGACAGCUUCAAAAAUGUUGUGCUCAAGAUAUUUGAAACUUCUCUCUUACUGCAAAUCUACUCUACUUACAGAAGUUAAGAGAAAAUGUAAGCUGUAUGAAGUAACUAUAGAUUCUACUGUAAUGUAGGUGACCAGUGGAAGUAUUUCAAAUUUCACUAUUGAGACUGAUAAUUUAUCUGGUUCUUUAAGGGGGCCGGCCGGCUAAUGCCAUUUUUUAAGGACAGGACUUUGAUAUUCAUACCACUUAAUAAGGUGACUUGGGACAUCUCCAAACCGCAUAUGAUUUUUGCCUCUGACCUUCGGUUUUGUGACGCCAGGGCGAUUUAUCCCGAAAAUAACCAUUUUUCAAAUUCUAUCUCCUCCCUUGAUAUUUAAUAUAAAGACCUGGGAUUACUACCAUAUAUAGACCUGAUGUAGACCUCCAAUGGAAUGGAGAGUUUUUUUUUCUAAGUCAUUUUUUUGCUAGAUAUGAAUUUUUCAAUAUGGUAAAAAAAUAAACCCUAUAAAUCAGGAGAAAAAAAUUUAUAAAAAAAAAAAAAGAUGAAACAAAAAUUUGAAAAAAGGGCUCUAUUUGAUUGUUCUAUAAUGUCUUUCUGAGUUAUAUACCAAAUUCCAAUGUUAUAGCUUUAAAACUAAGUGAGAAGAUAGAUUUUGAAGGUCAAUAAGUAUAGUUUUGAGAUACGGGCGUUCAAAGUUUCCUUCGUAUUUCUAAUAAAGACAAUGUUGAUAAAUAAUGAUUAUUAUGAAUGUAUAUUUCUUUUUUGUGUAUUAAUAAACCAAAACUAUUUUAUUUAUCAUAAUUUAAUCAUAAACGAUGAUCCCUUUGCUCAUAUAUCGCAGCCUGGGGCACUGCUUGAGACAAGAUGGGCCACUCCUUCCUACGCAAUUCUCUCUCUCCCCUUCACUAACUCGGCUUAUUACUGCGAAUUUUCUUCUUCUGUAUGUUAGCGAGAUGUUUUCCUUGUAUUUUCCUCUUUGGCAUGAAGAAAUUCUUGCCCGAAACAAAGAUAAACAAACGUAAAUGCAAGAGAAUGUUAGAGGUGAAACUCGAAGGUCUACUCUUUUUUUUUUUUUUUUUUUUUUUUUUACAAAAGACAAUUUAAUAAAUCAUGAUUAUUAUGAAUUUCAUAUUCCAUUUUGGGUAUUAAAAAACCAAAACUUUGUUAUUUAUCAUAAAUGAAGAUCUCUUUGCUCAAAGAUCGUAGCCUUGGGCACAGUGUGACGUGUACUGUCAGGCAAGAGGGGGCGUUACUGAGCAACCCUUACUACGCAACCCUACCCUCUCUCUUCACUAACUACGAGUAUAUUAUGAUAUUCUGUAAUAAUACUAGAGCGAUUUUUCUUCGUCUGUAUGUUAGCGAGAUGUUUUCCUUGUCUUUUCCUCAUUGGCAUGAUGAAAUUCUUGCCGAAACAUACAUAAACAUACGUAAAGGCAAGCGAAUGUCAAGAGGUGAAAUGGAACGUGUAAACUACUUGACGUCUGUGAUCGCACUAAUUCAUGACUGGACUUGGUAGCUGAGCCUGAAGUCUCCUUCUCGACUCGGGGAAUGUCUACAGAUGCCAUUUCUCCCAAUUUCUUUGACAAUAAUUAUAAAAAUUUACGAUAAUAGAAGAAAUAUUGCAUUUUCUUGUACGGAUCAGUGUUUUAGGCUUACUGAGUUGUUAACUAAUUUCCCUGUAACUACGAAAGUAAGAGGAAUUUUGACGAAAUAUUUCGUAUACGUAUUCUCAAUUGCUAUAUGAAGCUCCAUGAAUUUUUUCAUGACUGCAUUUUUCGCCCUAUACCACCAUAUAUAGGGGUUCCGGCCGGCCCCCUUAAAGGUUAUUUUAGAAAAUUCAUACUUCCAGAAAAUUCAUACUUUCAAGAAUCCUUUUACUAUUUGAACAUGAAAUAGAUUUAAACAUUAUAUAUCUAGAUAUAUAAAACAUUACAUAUCUAGAUAUAUAACCUAUCUUGGGUACAUUUGAUAGUUUUUUUUAUAUACAGUGUGAUAUCUAUUGUAAGUCUUUCAAUAAAACUAAAUGCUUUCA
This is a messenger RNA of Macrobrachium nipponense, 3599 nucleotides long. RefSeq lists its product as uncharacterized. The transcript is spliced from 8 exons. Lineage: Eukaryota; Metazoa; Arthropoda; Malacostraca; Decapoda; Palaemonidae. Bases 126 to 1271 code for a protein of 381 amino acids. Gene Ontology annotation, cellular component: nucleolus. Gene Ontology annotation, biological process: maturation of LSU-rRNA from tricistronic rRNA transcript (SSU-rRNA, 5.8S rRNA, LSU-rRNA). The record is from RefSeq and is a predicted model, not a curated record. Gene Ontology annotation, molecular function: RNA binding.